UUUAUUAGGAAGAUGUCUAACUUACCUUCUUUUGCUCCUACUGCCCACCAGCAUUUGCUUCAAAAUGCAAAGCCAAAGAUCAUCCGUCGCUCAGCAAAUUUCCAUCCUAGCAUCUGGGGUGAGCGAUUCCUCAAAUAUGCUCCUGAUGAUAUGGUAUAUGAUGAUGCUUGUCCUGAACAUGUUGAAGAGUUGAAAGAAGAAGUGAGGACGAUGCUAAGGGUUGAUGCCAAUUAUGAUCCUUCAAACAAAUUGAACUUUAUUGAUUCAUUACAACGGCUUGGUGUGGCAUGCCACAUUGAAGGAGGGAUAGAGGAGGUCCUAGACCAGAUGAAGGAUGCACCCCCUGACCAUGGUUUUGAUGGAAACGAUCUUUACACCAUCUCUUUAUGGUUUCGAUUACUUAGACAACAAGGGUAUAAUGUCUCCUGCAAUGCUUUCAAUAGGUUCAAGGACAGCAAAGGCAGCUUCAAGGAUGACUUAAUUAAAGAUGUGCCUGGCUUGCUAUGCUUGUAUGAAGCUACACAUCUCAGGGUACAUGGAGAAGACAUUCUAGAUGAAGCCCUUGCAUUCACAACCACUCACCUUAAAUCUAUAGUUACUCAUGAUCAUCAUGAUGUAAAGCCUCCUCUUGCAAAACAAGUGAUGCAUGCUUUGAAACAACCCCUCCACAAGGGCAUGCCAAGAUUAGAAACAAGGCAUUAUAUAUUUGUUUAUGAAGAAAUGGAGACAAAGAAUGAGACUUUGUUGAAGCUUGCAAAGUUGGAUUUUAAUUCACUGCAGUCAAUUCAAAAGCAGGAGCUAAGCCAACUCUCAAGAUGGUGGAAAGAAUUGGAGUUUGCAACUAAUCUCCUUUAUGCGAGAGACCGACUCAUGGAAUGUUAUUUUUGGAUAGUGGGGGUGUAUUUUGAGCCACAUUACUCUCUUGCUAGAAUGAUGUUAACCAAAGUUCUAGCCAUGACUUCAAUCGUAGAUGACACCUACGAUGUGUAUGGCACAUUGGAAGAACUCAAGCUCUUCCACUACAAGAAAAAGGUGUUCACAGAUGCAAUUGAGAGGUGGGACAUAAGCGUCAUGGAGCAACUUUCCGAUUACAUGAAAGUACUUUAUUCUACACUCCUAGAUGUUUACAAUGGAUUUGAGGAAAAUCUGAGGAAAGAAGGACAAUCUUAUCGAGUUAAUUUUGCAAUAGAAGCAAUGAAGAGAUUGGUCAGAGCCUACUUCAUAGAAGCCAAAUGGUUUAAUGAAGGAUGCAUUCCAACAUUUGAUGAGUAUAUGGGAAUUGCAUUAACCUCAAGUGCUUAUGGCAUGCUUACAGUCACAUCCUUUCUUGGCAUGGGAGAUAUUGAGACAAAGGAGGCAUUAGACUGGGCAAUUGAUGAUCCUAAACUUGUUAGAGCUUCAUCAUUAAUAGGCCGGCUUAUAAAUGAUAUCUUAUCCCACAAGAUGGAGCAAGAGAAAGGAGAUGUUUGUUCAAGUAUUGAAUGCUACAUGAAACAACAUGGUGUCACAGAGCAAGAGGUAUGCGAUGAGUUGAGCAGAAGAGUAGAGAAUGCAUGGAAAGAUGUGAAUGAAAGUUUCAUCAAACCAACUGCCAUCCCAAUGCCAUUUCUGAUGCGGGUUGUCAAUCUUGGGCGUAUGAUUGAUGUCAUAUAUAAGCAUAAGGAUGGAUACACAGAUUCCUCAAAAGAACUGAAAGAGUACAUCACCUUGUUGUUCAUUGAUCCACUACGCUGAUUGUCUCACUUGGAUAUAUUUGUAAACGG
Molecule: messenger RNA, 1763 nt
Organism: Telopea speciosissima
Lineage: Eukaryota; Viridiplantae; Streptophyta; Magnoliopsida; Proteales; Proteaceae
Product: (-)-germacrene D synthase-like
Exons: 8
Coding region: 13-1734 (573 amino acids)
Biological process (GO): diterpenoid biosynthetic process
Molecular function (GO): terpene synthase activity; magnesium ion binding
Source: RefSeq, a predicted model, not a curated record